This is a messenger RNA of Nicotiana tabacum (common tobacco), 4288 nucleotides long. NCBI's taxonomy places the organism in Eukaryota, Viridiplantae, Streptophyta, Magnoliopsida, Solanales, Solanaceae. The record is from RefSeq and is a predicted model, not a curated record.
CACUCUCCUCCUAUAUUCCCUGUGAUUUCCUCUCUCAAAAUUUUCUUUUCGAAAAAACAAAAAAACCCACUGAUUUUCUCUCUCUUUACACAAAAGCCCUUUCAAUAUUCCUCAAUUUUCUUCUUCAGCUCAAAAUUUUUAGGGUUUUAUCUCCGGUGAUUUCUCGGCGAGAUCUCCUACCAGGAGAUGUCUCGAGUGGAAGAUUUGUGGGAACGGUUGGUGCGAGCAGCACUACGUGGACAUAGGGCUGCCGCUGGGAGACCGGCAGGAGGCAUUUCUGCGAAUGUCCCAUCUUCCCUCGCUAAUAACAGGGACAUAGAUGACAUUCUAAGAGCUGCGGAUGAGAUUCAAGACGAGGACCCAAAUGUGUCAAGAGUAUUAUGUGAGCAUGCCUAUUCCUUGGCUCAAAGUUUGGAUCCUAACAGUGAGGGGAGGGGUGUCUUGCAGUUCAAGACUGGUUUGAUGUCUGUAAUCAAGCAAAAGCUAGCGAAGCGGGAGGGUGGCACCAUUGAUAGAAGCCAGGAUAUUACUCUCUUACAAGAAUUCUACAAACGGUACAGAGAAAGGCAUAAUGUGGAUAAGUUACGAGAGGAGGAACUGAAAUUGAGGGAAUCUGGUGUCUUCAGUGGUAAUCUGGGAGAAUUGGAGCGUAAGACUGUCAAAAGGAAAAAGGUUUUAGCGACUCUUAAGGUUUUGGGAAAUGUCCUCGAACAGUUGACUAAGGAGGUUUCACCCGAAGAAGCAGAUCGCUUAAUACCCAAGGAGCUUAAACGCAUGAUGGAAACAGAUGCUGCUAUGACUGAGGACAUUGCUUACAAUAUUAUUCCCCUUGACACCACUUCGACUACAAAUGCUAUUGUGUCUUUCCCUGAGGUACGUGCGGCAGUAUCAGCUCUGAAGUACUUCAGAGGCCUACCAAAAUUGCCUGGAAAUUUUUCUUUACCAUCAACAAGGAGCGUUGAUUUGUUUGAUUUUCUGCAUUACACUUUUGGAUUUCAGCAAGACAAUGUUUCCAAUCAGCGCGAACAUAUUGUUCUCCUCCUUGCAAAUGAGCAGACCCGGCUUAGUAUUCCUGAAGAACCUGAACCAAUAUUGGAUGAGGCUGCUGUACAGAAGGUCUUCUUGAAGUCCCUUGAUAACUAUAUCAAGUGGUGCAACUAUUUGGACAUCCCACCUGUGUGGAGCAAUUUGGAUGUAGUUAGCAAGGAGAAGAAGUUGUUAUUCAUUUCUUUGUAUUUCUUAAUCUGGGGUGAAGCUGCUAACAUUCGAUUCGUUCCAGAAUGCUUGUGCUACAUAUUCCAUCAUAUGGGAAGGGAACUGGAGGAGAUACUACGACAGCAGGUUGCACAGCCUGCUAAGAGCUGCAUGUCUGAUAAUGGCGUGUCAUUUCUUGAUCAAGUAAUAUGUCUUGUUUAUGAUGUCAUUGCGGCGGAGGCUGGAAACAAUGAGAAUGGAAGAGCACCUCAUUCUGCUUGGAGAAACUAUGAUGAUUUUAAUGAGUAUUUCUGGUCCCGUCAUUGCUUUAAGCUUGGCUGGCCAUGGCGGAAGAAUUCUUCCUUCUUCCUGCAUCCAACGCCCUCAAAGAAUAUUCUUAAAUCUGGAGGUGGCAAGCGCAGGGGAAAAACUUCUUUUGUUGAGCACCGGACAUUUCUCCAUCUUUAUCACAGUUUUCAUCGUCUUUGGAUGUUUCUUUUCAUGUUUUUCCAGGGAAUGACUAUCUUUGCCUUUAAUAACGAGCGAUUCAACUUUAAAACACUGAAGGAAGUUUUGAGUCUAGGACCUACGUAUGUCGUGAUGAAGCUUAUCGAGAGUGUUUUGGAUGUUAUCAUGAUGUAUGGUGCAUACUCUACAUCAAGACGCGUAGCUGUCAGUCGGAUUUUCCUUCGUUUUAUUUGGUUCAGCAUAGCUUCUGUAUUCAUAUGUUUCCUUUACGUGAAAGCUCUUGAAGACAAUAGCAACCAAAAUUCCAACUCAACUGUCUUCAAAAUUUAUGUUGUUGUCCUUGCAAUCUAUGCUGGAGUUCAGUUUUUUGUCAGCUUUCUGCUGCGGUUUCCAGCUUGUCAUCGUUUAACAAAUCGAUGUGAUAGUUGGCCCGUGGUUCGUUUCAUCAAGUGGAUGCACCAGGAACACUAUUACGUUGGCCGGGGCAUGUAUGAGGGAACUUUCGACUUCAUCAAGUAUAUGGUUUUUUGGCUUGUCGUCUUGGGAGGAAAAUUUGCUUUUGCCUAUUUUCUUCUGAUUAGGCCGUUGGUUGAGCCGACGAGAUCUAUACUGGAUAUGGAUAUUCAGCAGUACUCUUGGCAUGAUUUUGUUUCUAAAAAUAAUCAUAAUGCACUGACGGUUGCAAGCUUAUGGGCACCGGUUUUUAUCGUUUACCUGUUCGAUACUCAUCUAUUUUACACUGUUUUAUCGGCUAUAUGGGGCUUUCUUCUGGGAGCACGAGAUCGCCUUGGGGAGAUACAAUCGUUGGAUGCUAUGCAUAAACGUUUCGAGGAAUUUCCCGAGGCUUUUAUGGACAGUCUUCAUGUGCCUCUUCGAAAUAGGGUGUCGCUUCUGUCUUCUGGUCUGGUUUUGGAAAGAAACAAAGCUGAUGCUGCUCGAUUUGCACCUUUCUGGAAUGAAAUCAUCAAGAAUCUGAGGGAAGAAGAUUAUAUUACUAAUUUGGAGAUGGAACUGCUUUUGAUGCCUAAGAAUUCUGGGAGUCUGCCCUUGGUCCAAUGGCCGCUUUUCCUAUUAGCUAGCAAGAUAUUUCUCGCAAAAGAUAUUGCUGUGGAGAGUAAAGACUCCCAAGAUGAGUUAUGGGAUAGGAUUUCAAGGGAUGAUUACAUGCAAUACGCGGUUGAAGAGUGCUAUUACGCCAUCAAGUUUGUUCUUACAUCCAUAUUAGAUGAUGAAGGAAAUGAUGAAGGAAAGACAUGGGUUGAAAGAGUAUAUGAGGACAUUCGUGGGAGCAUAGCUAAAAGGAGUAUUAAUGUGGAUGUUGAACUGAAUAAGCUGCCACUGGUGAUUCAGAAAGUUACUGCACUGAUGGGAAUACUGAAAAAGGAGCAUACACCGGAGCUUGAAAGUGGGGCUGUUAAAGCUAUUCAAGAUCUGUAUGAUGUUCUGCGACUUGAUGUUCUUCGCUUUAAUAUGAGAGAACACAUUGAGACAUGGAACAUUUUAUCAAAGGCAAGGAAUGAAGGCCGGUUGUUCUCAAAAUUAAAGUGGCCGAGAGAUCCUGAGUUGAAGGAACUGAUUAAAAGACUCCAUUCGCUUCUAACUAUUAAAGAAUCUGCUGCCACCGUACCUAAGAAUCUUGAGGCUAGACGCCGGUUAGAGUUUUUCACCAAUUCUCUUUUCAUGGAUAUGCCUGUAACAAAACCUGUCCGUGAGAUGUUAUCCUUCAGUGUGUUCACGCCAUAUUAUUCGGAAACUGUUCUUUACAGCAUGUCGGAACUCCUAAAGAAAAAUGAAGAUGGAAUUUCUAUUCUAUUUUACCUUCAGAAAAUAUAUCCAGAUGAAUGGAAAAACUUUCUUGCUCGAAUCGGCCGUGAUGAGAAUGCCUCAGAGACAGAACUUAAUGAUAACCCAAAUGACAUUCUUGAACUUAGGUUUUGGGCAUCAUACCGUGGGCAAACAUUGGCCAGAACUGUUCGUGGAAUGAUGUACUACAGGAAAGCGCUAAUGCUGCAAUCAUAUUUGGAACGGAUGAUGACUGGAGAUUCUGAAGCAGGAAUCCCACCAAAUGGAACAACGGAUACUCAAGGAUUUCACUUGUCUCCUGAAUCAAGAGCACAGGCAGAUCUGAAAUUUACAUAUGUUGUCACAUGCCAGAUAUAUGGAAAACAGAAAGAAGAGCAAAAACCUGAGGCUGCAGAUAUUGCAUUACUAAUGCAAAGAAAUGAGGCUCUCCGAGUUGCUUUCAUUGAUGAGGUUGAAACUCUUAAAGAUGGAAAGGUGAAUAAAGAAUACAUCUCAAAGCUUGUAAAGGCUGACAUCAACGGCAAAGAUAAGGAAAUCUACUCAAUUAAACUGCCUGGAAAUCCUAAACUUGGUGAAGGAAAACCGGAAAAUCAAAAUCAUGCAAUUAUCUUUACACGUGGAAAUGCAGUGCAAACAAUUGACAUGAAUCAGGAUAACUAUUUUGAAGAGGCUCUGAAGGUGAGAAAUCUUCUUGAGGAGUUCUUCCUUAAUCAUGGCAUUCAUCCCGCUACAAUUCUUGGUGUUAGGGAGCAUGUGUUUACUGGCAGUGUUUCUUCGUUGGCAUCCUUCAUGUCUAACCAAGAAGCAAGCUUUGUGACUAUGG